Messenger RNA from Meloidogyne enterolobii, 302 nucleotides. NCBI's taxonomy places the organism in Eukaryota, Metazoa, Nematoda, Chromadorea, Rhabditida, Meloidogynidae. The record is from the annotation of a GenBank genome assembly.
CGCAUAAGGCAAAAUCCCCUGCCACAAAAUUAAAUAAUGGGAAAAUUGAGAAGAAUAACAGCAUAAAUCCGCGUGUGUUAUGGAAAUUGAUGCGCAUGAAAGAUACGCCAAGAAUUGAAAUUAGAAUCUGCAAAAAAUGUGCCAAUGCGCUUUAUAAUGAUAAGAAUAAAUUCACUCAGAAGGAAAAUGGAAAUAUUGGAAUUUGCUUUGAAAUUUGUGAAAGCUGCGCAAAAUUAAAUAUGCAAUUCAAGGAUUUUGUUGCUGACUGGGAUGAGAAGAAUAUAGAAAAGUUGAAAAAGUGA